GCGCACUGUGGGGUCACCACCUCUAUGUCUGUCCUCAUCGCCGACACCUCUGCACCCCACAGCGAUAGAAUCAAGCCAUGACCAGAGCCAGGAGAGACCAGGGGCGGACUGACAACUCAUGGGGCCCCCGGGCAAUAGGGGAUCAUGGGGCCCCUGUGUCCUUGCCCAAACUCAAAAUAGCCUAUGAAAAGGUACCAGGGGCAUCUCAUGGGGCCCCCUACUGACCCCGGGCCCUCGGGCAGUGCCCAAGUUUCCAAAUGGUCAGUCCGCCCCUG
This is a messenger RNA of Staurois parvus, 275 nucleotides long. NCBI's taxonomy places the organism in Eukaryota, Metazoa, Chordata, Amphibia, Anura, Ranidae. The record is from the annotation of a GenBank genome assembly.